AUGUUGACCCGGCCACUCACCGCACUCGCCUAUCAUGAUCUGGGCCCCCCCCUAAUAGCCACCGCCCGAUACCAUUCCACCUCCGCACUUCACCUCCGCCUGCGCCGCAUUGACGGGGUGAGACGCGACUUCAGUUCCAACUUUGGCCAUGAAGGUGGGGCUGCCGCGCCGCCGCGCGGGAGGAAGAGGAUCGGCUGGCACGUCUCCGUCUUUGCCAGGGGCAAGAAGACCAAAUCGACGGUGAAGCUCGACGAUCUACCCCAAGGGGCUCUGUCGCUGGACCCCCGUCCCGUGCAAGAUGAGGAGGGCCCGGCCUAUCCAACCGUCGUGUUGCAAGCGCGCCGCAACAUGCAAAAGUUCGACAACUGCGUGCUCCUGACGCGUGUUGGUGGCUUCUACGAGCUGUAUUUUGAGCACGCCGAGGAGUACGGCCCCCUACUGAACCUUAAGGUCGCCCAGAAAAAGACGAAUGCCGGUCCGGUCUCCAUGGCCGGUUUUCCUUUCUUCCAGCUGGAUCGAAUCCUCAAGAUACUGGUCCAGGACCUGAACCGCUAUGUUGCCGUUGCUGAGGAGUUCCCCAACAAUGCGCCAGAGAAGGUCAAGUCUGGUGGGCUGAUGCACGACCGCAGAGUUGCUCGUAUCAUCACGCCAGGAACUCUGAUUGACGAGAACUUCAUGGACCCCUAUGCCAAUAACUACGUCUUGGCAGUCCAUGCGAUGACGGCACAGUCCGAGGAAAGAGAGGGGUUGAGCGGGGUGGCAGCAGGAGGAGGAGCUCGAGACCCGUUGACCCAUCUGGCCGCUGAUAACCGGAACGUGACGCCGACAACAGGUGUUCUAGCCGAACCACCACUGCCUCUGGGCCUCGCGUGGCUGGACCUGUCCACCGGCCAGUUCUACACCCAGGCCACCGAUCUCUCGGCGCUGUCAUCGAUUCUCUCAAGGAUAUGCCCCAGGGAGAUCGUGCUCGACAGCGAGAUGCGAGCCCAGGCGGACCACGGCCUGUUUUCCAUCCUUGCCGAGGACCGCCAUCUAGUCACGUACAGUUCAUUCGGUGACAUCAGGCAGCUCUCUGACUGGGCCCCCAUGCUCGAGAGCGACGUCCCUCAGACGACGCGCGGUGCCUUCACCGACGGUGAGGUGUUGGCCGGUAGCCUGCUGCUGCACUACGUCAAGGAGCGGCUGCUGGGGUUGAGCAUGAAGCUGCAGCCGCCGAUGCGGCACGAGAACACGCAGACAAUGAGCAUAGACAAGAGCAGCAUGCGCUCGCUAGAGAUCAAGCAGACGAUCCGCGAUGGGAACUUCAGGGGUAGCCUUCUGCAUGCGAUCCGACGGACCGUCACUAGGAGCGGCGCCAGACUCCUUAACGACUGGCUCAGCGCCCCAUCGACAUCGCUCGACGUGAUCAAGCUCAGGCAGGACCUCGGCGCCCGCUUCGUCGAGGAUCCCGACCUUCGCGACGGCGUCGUCUUGCUACUUCGCCGCAGCCAUGAUUCCCAGCGCCUUGUCCAAAAGUUUGCCAUGGGAAGAGGGGACCCGGACGACCUGGUGGCCCUGGCCAGCACCGUCCACGCCACCGACAGCAUCCGCCGGUUGUUGGCAGAAGCCGCCGAUGAAUCCAGCUGCCUUACGCACAUGACGGCGCGGCUAGACCUCAAGGGCCCCCUGAGGCUUGCGCGUCGCAUCAAGGAGGCCAUCGACGAGGAGGGCAUCGUCCACCAGCACGAGAUGGAAGAGAGCGAGGCGGGGCAGAUGAUGGCCCUAGCCCAGGAGAUCGUCAGCACUCAGGGCACACAAGACGACGCCGCCGUGCUCCCCAAGGGCGCCGCGAAGAAGAGGCGUCCCACGUCGGUCCGGGAGGCGUACGCCGACGACAACGAGACCUGGAUCAUGAAGCCCAGUGCCAGCCCGGUCCUCCGGCAGCUCCACGCCGACCUCGCCGCCCUGCACGCCGAGAAAGAGACUCUCGCGCAGACCCUCCGCGACAAGCACGGCGCGACCUCACUUACCCUGCGCUGGAGCCCGGCCCUCGGCCACUUCUGCCACAUCAGGGGCAAAGACGCGCGCUCCAUCUCGUCCAGCAUCAGGGCCCUGAGUUCCAGCAAGUCGACGAGUUCCUUCCACGACCAGCAGUGGACGCGCCUCGGCCAGCAGCUCGAGCACGCCCGCCACAGCGUCCGCACCGAGGAGCAGCGGGUCUUCCAUGCCCUCCGCGCCGCCGUCGUGCUGAACCUCGUCAAGCUUCGCCGCAACGCCGCCGUCCUCGACGAGCUCGACGUCACCACCUCCUUCGCCACGCUCGCCGUCGAGCAAGGGCUCACCCGGCCCCUCCUCAACAACUCAACCGCGCACACCAUCAUUGGGGGCCGGCACCCGACGGUCGAGGGCGGCCUCCACGAGCAAGGGCGCAACUUCGUCCGCAACGACUGCCUUGUUGGCGGCAGCGGGAGCCCCGCCGGAAGGCUGUGGCUAAUCACGGGGCCCAACAUGGCGGGCAAGAGCACUUUCUUGCGUCAGAACGCCCUCAUCACGAUUCUCGCGCAGGUCGGCUGCUACGUGCCCGCCGACUACGCCGAGCUAGGCAUCGUCGACGCCAUCUUCAGCCGGGUCGGGUCCGCCGACAACCUGUACCGCGACCAGAGCACGUUCAUGGUGGAGAUGAUGGAGACAGCGCAGAUCCUGCGCGGCGCAACGCCGCGGUCAUUUGUCAUCAUGGACGAGAUUGGCCGGGGCACGACGCCCGAGGACGGCACGGCCGUCGCGUACGCCUGUCUGCACCACCUCGUAACCGUCAACCAGUGCCGGACACUAUUUGCGACGCAUUUUCACCGGGUGGCGGACCUGGCCAUCGCCGAUGGGUUGGCCGAUGACUGCAGUGGAGGUGUGGACAUGUACUGUACGGACGUGGAUGAGGACGAUGAUGGUGGUUUCGUCUAUGUUCACAGACUGCGUAAGGGGGUGAAUCGACAGAGCCAUGCACUCAAGGUCGCGAAGUUGGCGAAUCUGCCAGGACCAGCAAUACGUGUUGCACAAAAAGUCCUUGGUGUUCAAUUGUAG
Molecule: messenger RNA, 3057 nt
Organism: Colletotrichum higginsianum IMI 349063
Lineage: Eukaryota; Fungi; Ascomycota; Sordariomycetes; Glomerellales; Glomerellaceae
Product: MutS domain V
Exons: 2
Coding region: 1-3057 (1018 amino acids)
Biological process (GO): mismatch repair
Cellular component (GO): nucleus
Molecular function (GO): ATP-dependent DNA damage sensor activity; mismatched DNA binding; ATP binding
Source: RefSeq, a predicted model, not a curated record